Messenger RNA from Hydra vulgaris (swiftwater hydra), 1180 nucleotides. RefSeq names its product ras-related protein Rab-43. Gene Ontology annotation, molecular function: GTP binding; GTPase activity. NCBI's taxonomy places the organism in Eukaryota, Metazoa, Cnidaria, Hydrozoa, Anthoathecata, Hydridae. Gene Ontology annotation, biological process: vesicle-mediated transport. The record is from RefSeq and is a predicted model, not a curated record.
GGUCAGUUUACCCUAAUUUUCUCCUGAAAUACUUCUUAUAUGGAAAAUAUUUCUUUUACGUGCACUUGACACAAACAUCGAUUUUCGAAAACAAGACAAAUAUUUCGGCUGCACUAACGGUUGUCGCUUGCCUUGACUGUUCGAUCUGAUUCUCGGGUAAAAAAAUAAAUUGUUAGCUGUUAUGCAAACUGUGUUGAGUAGUAAUGAUGCUGUUGAUACAGAUUUUGACUACUUGUUUAAAAUAGUUCUUAUUGGUGAUGCUGGAGUUGGGAAGACUGCUAUAGUUCAUCGAUUCAAGUUUAAUACAUUUGUUGAUCGACAUGCCAGUACUAUUGGAGUAGACUUUACUAUCAAGACAAUUCAAGUUGAUGAUAAAAAGAUUAAGCUUCAGAUUUGGGAUACAGCAGGUCAGGAACGAUUUCGCACUAUAACUCAAAGUUACUACCGUUCUGCAAAUGGUGUUAUUUUAGUAUACGAUGUCAGCAAAAUGGAUUCAUUUAAAAAUAUUAAUUAUUGGUUACAAGAUGUGAAAAGAUAUGCUGGUAAUUCUAUUUAUCAAAUGCUUGUUGGAAAUAAAUCUGAUUUAGAGAGUCAUAGAGAAGUACCUAAACAAGAGGCAGACUCAUUUGCUACACAGCUUGGAAUAUUAGAGUUCAUGGAGCUAUCAGCUAAGGAUAACUCAAAUAUUGAUGAAGCAUUUUGGAGAAUAGCUAAGAAUUUAAAAGAUCGCUACGAAAAUGAAAGCAAUACACUAAGGGGUGCUCAGACAAGACAAGAUGUUUUUAUAAACUCAAAAAGUGUUGGAAAUUGGUGUUGUUAAAGAAAUAUGGCGUGACAAGAAAUAUCAGAAAAUACCUUUACACUUCUCAAAUUAUUUUAGCACGUUCUACAACAUAUAACAACUUUUGCAACAUAAAUAUUGGUUAAUCCAAAUUUUAGGAUUGGGCACGACUCGUUUGAAUUAAAAUGAUAUAAAUUGUUAUCCUUUUGGUUGUUUUUUUUUAUUUUAUUUUAUUUUGAUAAAAAGGUUUUAUAAGAAUUUAAGUGUACUUUAGUUGGCGACUGGCUUUUAAUAUCUUUUUGUUAUUUUUAUUUAACUGUAAACAAGACAUUUUUGUUUUUUAUUUAUUUAAAUUGUACUUUUUACAAAUUAUUUAUGAAAAAAAAAUAUUUUGUUAAA